CCGGUAGACCAUCAGACGACCGUCACAGCUCAACAAAAUCGGACUGGCCGGCCUAGCCCGCCCGCGCAUUCUGUGCCAUUUCCCGACUUAGAGUUUGCCCUUGCCACCGCCCCGGUCGCAACCCCGACCCCGACUGCGCAGCAGGCCACACUACCAAAACCGCCGCAUCUAGACCCCGCGGCAGCAUUUCGCUACAGCCCUCGAGUUCUCGAUCUUCUGUCACCGCUUACCUCUGUGCGAUCGGCCCUCUGUCCCCCUAGCACCCCGCGUACGGCCGGACUUGACGAUAUUUCGAUAUCUACCCAUCAGUUCGCCGCGCGGAACAGUUCGCAUCUCGCAAUGACGGACCUAAAUACUCCAGACUCCAUGCCUGCCACCCCCGACGGCUACGUUGGCGAUAGAGACGGACUUGGCAGUCCUACGUCGCCCGGUUCCGCCGACUCUUCCGAGGCUAGCACCCCGCUUGAAGGCCCCUCGGAUCCCCCUUCAGAGGUACCCAAACGUCUACCGUCGCUUCGUACCGUCUCCGAUCCUCAAAACAUGACCCCGUCCUCGACACCAUUGGGCAUGUUGAGCAACGCACGCCGACCGCCUCCUACUGCUUCCAUGAUGAGCAUGGGCGGUGGUGCCAUGAACGAAGUCAUGGCAAGGGCAAGGGCACUUCACGCUCAGCGCAUGGGCAAGCCCGCUGGGUCACAACCUCCUUCCAACAACAUGGCGAGCUCGCCGCAGUCUCCAGUCCCACGACAAGGCUCUCCCGCAGGACUGCCUGGAGGUAUACCUGGAGGGCUGAAGCUGCCUGGAGGCAUGGUUCGGCCGUCUCCUGGCGGUAUGCCCCGCUCCGCCCCCGUCAUCCCAACGAAGCCGUCGCUUGCUGCCAGGCGUGGACCCAUGAUGAAACUCUCAGACAUGGGCGGUGGUCCCUCGCCUGCCUCUCCGACCGCGCCAAAGUUAUCCGAUAUUCACGGCCCCGCCAGUAAUGGCGGUGCGCCCAACGGAACGACGGGAUCCAAGAUGGACGAGUUCAAAAAAUAUAUUGAUUCAGAGAAGGGUUGGAUCACAUUCGACGGCGCUGCAACCAUCACCAAGAACGGUGUCAAUUUUGCCAACGGAACUGCGUUCACCAUCUCGCUGGACGAAGUGGAGGUCUUGGACGAACUCGGCAAGGGUAACUACGGCACCGUCUACAAAGUCAGGCACACAAAGCCUAGAGUACCGAGGUUUGGGUCUGGUUUAGGCGGCUUCAAGAACCCGAACCUGAACUCGUCCCAGUCCGACCCGUCACCCAUUCGCAAUGCUGAUCAAUCGAUUGAUUCAUCGCCAGUAUCAGCAUCCACCGAAGGUACAGGGAGGGUGAUGGCGAUGAAGGAGAUCCGAUUAGAACUGGAAGAAGCAAAGUUCACGACCAUUCUCAAGGAGCUCAUCAUUUUGCACGAGUGCAUAUCGCCCUACAUUAUCGACUUUUACGGAGCCUUCUUCCAAGAAGGCGCGGUCUACAUGUGCAUCGAGCAUAUGGAUGGUGGAUCAAUCGACAAGCUGUAUGACGGUGGUGUUCCCGAAGGUGUACUACAAAAGAUUACCUACUCUACGGUGAUGGGACUCAAGUCCUUGAAGGAUGAACACAACAUUAUUCACCGGGAUGUCAAACCUACCAACAUCCUGGCCAAUACUAGAGGCCAAGUCAAGAUUUGCGAUUUCGGCGUGAGCGGAAAUCUUGUUGCGAGUAUCGCCAAGACCAACAUUGGUUGCCAGAGUUACAUGGCUCCUGAACGUAUUUCCGGAGGAGGUAUGACGGCCGGUGCUGAUGGCACAUACAGCGUACAAAGUGAUAUCUGGAGUCUCGGUUUGACGGUCAUUGAAUGUGCCCUGGGACGAUACCCCUAUCCGCCAGAGGUAUCGUCAACAAUCUUCAGCCAGCUGAGCGCUAUCGUUGAGGGAGAGCCCCCAGGCCUGCCCGAAGAGGGAUUCUCCAGUACUGCACACGACUUCGUUCGCAAGUGUCUAAACAAGAUUCCGAAGGAUCGUCCUACCUAUGCGGCGCUGCUUCAACACCCUUGGAUGACGCCCUUUUCUAAGAUCGAGACAAUUACCGAGGAGGCCGAAGAGGGAGAGGAGGCUGAAGCUGUUGCAGAUGCUGUUGGCAAGCUCUCCCUCUCGUCUGGCACCGAGGAUGAAGAGGUUGCCAACUGGGUCAAGUCGGUGUUGGAGCGGAAGCGUGCGGGCCUCAUCGCCCCGGCAGCCCGACCGGCAUUGCAUGCUGCUCCGUUGCAGUCGCCGACCGCGAGCCCUCUUGCCGGAACUGGUGGCAUCCUGGAGUAG
Colletotrichum orchidophilum is the source of this 2319-nucleotide messenger RNA. RefSeq lists its product as uncharacterized. Gene Ontology annotation, molecular function: MAP kinase kinase activity; ATP binding. The annotation marks the transcript as partial. The record is from RefSeq and is a predicted model, not a curated record. Lineage: Eukaryota; Fungi; Ascomycota; Sordariomycetes; Glomerellales; Glomerellaceae. The transcript has 3 exons. Gene Ontology annotation, biological process: MAPK cascade; cellular hyperosmotic response; protein phosphorylation.